Messenger RNA from Ipomoea nil (Japanese morning glory), 1266 nucleotides. Its product is annotated as DUF21 domain-containing protein At1g47330-like. The coding region runs from base 595 to 1035 and encodes 146 amino acids. Gene Ontology annotation, biological process: magnesium ion homeostasis. The record is from RefSeq and is a predicted model, not a curated record. Lineage: Eukaryota; Viridiplantae; Streptophyta; Magnoliopsida; Solanales; Convolvulaceae. Gene Ontology annotation, cellular component: intracellular membrane-bounded organelle. The transcript is spliced from 6 exons.
CGCCGUCUCCGUCCAUCGCAGCUUCAUCCCUCUGCUCCAAUCCACGGCUUCGAUCGUCUCACCGCACACCACCAUCUAUUCUGUCGUCGCACACCGCCACAUUCGACACCCCACCACAGCUUUGUCGUCUCGGAAUAGCGUGCCGUCGAUCUGCAGCCGCCAACGCCGUCUCCAACGCCUACCCUUCCGAUCUUCUUCGUCGUUCCCUCCUCCAGCUCCCCUGCGACGCUACAGCUAUCAAACAUGCUUUUAUUGAUUAUUUCAUCUAUUUUUUGUAAUUUUUUAUUGAUUUAUCUAUUAUUGUUUCAUUUUUGAGCAAUUCUUCAAAGUUUGUUCCCUUUCUUUGUCUCGUGUUUGGGUACUUUAGAUUGGUUUAGUGGUGAAAUCUAUGUAGUUUUCUUGAGAACUAAAUUAGAAAGGAGGAACAUUUUUGAACUUAAAUCAAGAGCUCAAGAAUGGCUUCUGUGUUUAGAUUUGUGCUUAAAUCAGGAAUUUAGUACUCUUUUUUGUUUUUCUUUUGCAGCUAGAAUUCUUCCAGUUGUGAAAAAUCAACAUCUUUUGCUUUGUACACUCUUGAUUGGCAACUCUUUAGCAAUGGAGUCUCUGCCUAUAUUCUUGGACAAGCUUGUGCCUUCGUGGGCGGCAGUUCUAGUGUCGGUUACACUCAUUCUCAUGUUUGGUGAGAUAUUGCCCCAGGCAGUUUGCGCUCGCUAUGGAUUGACAGUUGGAGCGACAGUGGCACCUUUCGUUCGUCUGCUGCUUUGGCUUUUUUUCCCGGUUGCUUAUCCAAUUAGUAAGGCUGGGAAAGGAGGCGAUCUGACUCAUGACGAAACAACCAUUAUUGCUGGUGCUCUUGAGCUGACGGAGAAAACAGCUAAAGAUGCCAUGACACCGAUAUCGAAGGCAUUCUCUGUUGAUCUGGAUGGAACUCUUGAUUUGGAGACGCUUAAUUCUAUAAUGACAAUGAGGCAUAGUAGAGUACCUGUAUACUAUAGAAAUACAGCAAAUAUUAUCGAACUUAUUUUGAAAAAUUGAGCUCUAACUGAAGAUAAUGUUUCAGAAGAUCAAAGUGGCACUGAUGUAAGGUUCUACAUUCAACAUUUAAUGCGGCAACUUGGAAGCAACUCCUACACGGGGCGGCAUAUAAUCCUUUCUAUUUCUAACUUGUGGCUAACACUAGUAAAAAAAACAUUAAUAAAAUCGAAUAAUUCUGCAUUCUGGUACUGUUUGUUGAAUGGGGGAAAAUGAAUGCCUUUCAUGCACUGA